AUACUUCUUGGUCUUCAAUCAUCUAUAUGAGCUCCAUGCUAUUAUUCAUUCUAAAAGGCUGACAUAUUGAAAAUUCAAACAUACUUUCCCUUAUCCCAUGGUACUGCUUCUAGCUCUACUUGUAAGGAUGCCACUCAUUGUCUUUGGUUCUUAAUACUAUAAUUAAGUUGGACUGAACCGAUCAAGUCUUUCCAAGUCCAGAUAUAACCACUAUAGAAUGAUUCAUAAGUCUAAUAUCCAUCCACCAUUCAUAUUGGCUGAAAGCUUACGUCUUAUGUAGGUUGUGAAGCUUGUUGUGUUUCUGCUAACAGCUUGUGUAGGUUGUGAAGCUAGGCACUCGCUCUCCGCCUCCUCAAAAUUUCUAAAAGAUCUUUGUUGAUUCUUCUAAUAACUUUUCUUUGAGGGCUUUCCUAACUUAACAGACUAUCUAUGAGUAAAGAUCUCUAUACAUGUCUAUAUUUUCAAAAUUAUUUUUUAGACAAAAUAAAUAAUUCAUAUUGGUAUACACAUUUAUAUCGAAUUUUAGGUUCAUCUUAGCAUAUGGAUUUUUAACAUAUGCACACAAUAAAUGUGUUAUAAACUCAAAUACAAAUUCUAUAAUAAUAAGAAGUUAAUAAAAUAAAAUCUAUGAAAAAUCUAGUCUUAUGAAAUGAUUGCGAAAUCAUCCACCAAUUCCAUAACAUUAAAGGAUACAUUUCAAAAAGUUUAAUCCCAAAUAUUCCCUUGCUCACAACUAACAAAUGUAAUAUUCGAAUUCAAACAAAAAAUAAACCUCAUUUUAAUUGGAAACUUUAAUACCCGUAAAAUAGUAAAUUUUCAACUUCUUCUCCGAAGUUUUAGUUUAACAUUUGAUUUGUUCUUCUUUUAACAUUUGCUUCUUUUCUUUUGGCUGUGUUUCAAUGUCUCUCCUUUCUCAUUCUAUUCUCUUUGAAUAGAUCAUAAGCCAAACUAAAAAAAAAAAACAAUGAGCGAAUCAAUGAACCAUCAUCGCAUGUCUUUUACAAAGAAACUCAAAUCAACUUUUUCCAUCGCCGGGUGUUUCCGAACGACCAACCAUCCCCAAAGUCUCCCUGAACAACCACCAUCUCCGACAACUCCAAAUGAGACAUCUACACAAAGCCCCAUCAAGACCAAAUCUCCUAGACUCACUCGAACCUUGUCCAAAUCACACGAAAAAUGCAAAAAUCUGAUCCACCGGAUCGGGGAAGGCGGACACGGUAAGCACAUUAGACGCCACACGACUGAUUUUCAUUAUGAUCCGUCGAGCUAUGCGCUUAACUUUGACAGGGGAGAAGAGGAUCAAAAUGUUAAUCGUUUUCCACGUUACAAUUUCUCCUCUAGGCUGCCUCGUUCACCGCCUUCCUCCACCACGGCGACAGAAUCGUCGUUCACUAUUCAUAACCUUUUGCGGUGAUCAUUGUUUGACUCAGAUUUUUUUAUUUCGUUGUGUCGUUUUUGUUCUUCCAAAAUUGUGGAUUCUUUUAUGUUUCAAGAAAGAAAAACUUUCAAGAAAGAAAAACUUACGAGAACUGAGCAAUGAUAUCGUAGGCCUAAGAAAAACAAAUUUGUACAUAACGUAUUUUAUUUUUAUCAGUUUCAGCGGGUUUCAAAAACUUUUGAUUGAUAUCUUAUCUCUCUCUUAUGUAACUUGAGUAAAAACGUCUUUGUAGUAAUAACUCAUAAUCUAAUGGUAUGGAGAACUUCACGCGGCUUAUCAGUACGUGUACGUUCGUAGUCUGUUUUGAACAGGAGACCUGCUCCGGUUAGCAACAUGUUCUAAUCAGCUCCGCAACUCAAACUUUGUAAUAAGGGAACAUGUGUUCCUUUACUUUCCGUUGCCCACAUAGCAACGAUUUUUUUUGUUCCCAAGCUCUACUGUUCUUUGGCUUCUUUGAAAACGCAGAAACUGUACAGAAAGACCCUGAACACGAUUACUCAAACCGCAAACAGUCAUUUCCCGUUGGUGGUUUUCGUCCCACUUUUUUGACAAUUACAUUCUUUUUUUUGUAACUUACUUUAUUUAUCAUUUAGCAAAAAAGAAAAACAAACUUACUUUAUUUAUGGAUAAUCUCAAGUAUUUUCUAUAUUUAUAAGUAGUUUUAAAAAUGCGUAUAUGGCUGGAUAUUCACUAUAUUUUUUUUCUUCACUAAAGUUGUUUUUUUCUUCACUAAAGUUGUUACAUAUGACAAUUACAUUCUUUUUUUUUUUGUAAAAAGACAAUUACAUUCUUUGAAGAUAGAUUAUUUCAAAUUUACAACCAUGCGUCUUCCACUAGAAGGUUAAUUCCAGAGAACAAGUCAGAACCCCCAUAAGCUCUUAAUCUUAAGCUACCAGCUGAUGAAAAACUUGAGUAGGAUUAAAUAAUAAUGGUUGAGAGUACAAGCAUGAUUGUGGAGGAUUACUAUAUGUGAGCAAUGCAAUGAAUGCUUAGUUAUGCUCAAGUGAGGUUAGUGAAAGUAGAAAACAAACAUAAAAUCUGAAUAUCUCAUUCAACAAGGAAACUAGAAUAGAAUCAGUGUCAUGCGUGGCUAAAUUUUAUUUUAAACAUUUAUUUUGUUCUAUAGAUUGUUUGAGUUCGUCUUUUCUAUUUUCUAGAAGUACCGUAAGUUGUCAUUGGGAUCUGAAAACCGAAUAUAAGUCCUCGUAUAUGAAAUGUCAGGCAGAAGUCUAUACCAACUCUAACUCUAAAUUAUUCAUCUUGAACUACUAAUCCUAAUCUUAAUUUUCCAUCCAGUUUUAAAUGGUUUGAGAUCUUUUAUAAAUAUUUUUUUAUAAUAAAAUUUAGAUGAUUUAGAUGAACUCGUGUUUGAUAGUUCAAAAUUAUAAUAUAAUAUAUGAAGUCCAAAAUAUGAGUCUAAUUUAAUAUAUUGGAUAUAUUUUAAUAUUUUUUUUUAAUUUCAAAUACAAAUGAAUAUUUUUUAAAAAAUUCUAACAAUUAAUUUAUUUCCCAAAAGCAAUUAAUUUGAAUUUCAAUUAUCAGUAAAAUAUAAUGAAAUAUUUUAUGUGAUUUUAAUUUUAAUUUUUAAAUCAAAAUUGAAUUAAUUUUAAUUUUAAUUAUAUUUUAAUGAUAAUCAUAAUUUUAAUUAAUUAAUUACGAAAAUAAAUUACAAUAAUGUUUUAAGAUUUUGUUAGAAUUUUUUAAGGAAAGCUGUUUAUUUGUAUUUCAGGAUAAAGAUUAAGAUAUUAAAGGGUAUUGUAAUUAAAUUAUGUGUAAUUUGAUAAAAAAAAUUUAAGGAAUGGUCAAAAUAAAAAAUCAUACCUAAAAAGUCAUAAGACUCUAAUUUAAUAGAUUAGAUAUAAAAUAAAAAGAUUUAUGUUUGUCUUCGAGAAAUAAAAAUACCGAGUGGUUUAUCCUUUAUAUACUAAAGCACAAAUCAUUUUACCAAUCAUAUAAUGACAUUUGGCAAAGCUUAAAAAAACAAUUAAAUUUUCCUUUUUUUCAAUCUCAUAUUUUUAUGCAAUCCAAAUCUUAAACUAACCAAAUUUCUUUUCUCUCUAAAUUUUAAUCACACGUUACUUUUUUAAUCAUCAAACUGUUUUCUUUUUCUCCGAUAUAAUUUUUAAAUGUACUGGUUUUCUUUUCUACGUUUUAUCUAUUACCAAAAAGUUUUCCAUUUGUUACUGAAGUAUCAGAACCAUGAGCCAUAUCACGAUAUCAAAAGGAAGAAGUAAGUGCUUCAUUGUUAUUAUUAUAAGGAUGGAAAAUCUGAGUAACCAAUUCCAAGUUUUCUUGCAACUACAAGUCUUUUAAAGAAUAAUUUAAAAUUUUAUAGAUUAAAAUUUUCCAUCUGUUUUUGUCGACUAUAUUUUUAAAAAUUAUGUUACAUAUAUGCUAUAUAUAGAGAAAAUGUAUGUGAAAGAAGAUGAAUCAUUGAAAAAACUUGAGGAAACAUAAAUGUUUUAAAAGAUAAAUUGUUAACAACGAGGAAAGCAUGAAGAAACAAAUCAUAGCUUCAUUUGAUCUUAACUGCAAAAAUUAAAUCCCUUUUUUUCUGUAACUAUAACCAUAUCAUGUUCUACAUAUCAACAGUUUCAUCUCCUAUAUAUCAUUUAUUUAUUUAUUAGUUUUCUAUAAUUGUACCUUCCUCUUCUGCUUUAUCAUUCCAUCAUUUUGUCGUUUCUUUUUAGUUUUGUAUAUGGCAAAGAUAUUUAUUCUACAUUCUUCUCUUUCUUUUUUUCUGAAAGAAUUUUACAUCAUUCCUUCUGCAUAAGUCAAGUUGAAGAUUUUAUCAGAUUAUACUUCUAUUUUGUUACUUUAUUUUUAUAGCAUAAUGGAAAAUUAGGGUUUUGUUCAGAGACGCAUCUACAUUUAUAACUAUGAUAUUUAAAGUUGUUUAAAUAGAUGAGUCUCAGAUUUGCAUACAUUUUUUUUAUAUCAGAAGGAUCUACAAUUCAAGCUUUUGUGAUUUUUUUUUUUUUUUUUUGAAAAACCUUUUGCAAAGCAAAACAUGAUAAAAACAACUUAAAAGACAAUUAAAAAAAUGAGAUUAUGGUUGAUUCUUAUUUUCUAAGUAUAUAUGUAUAUAUUAUUUAAGGUUUGUUAGAUUUACUAAUUGUAUUAAACUUUCUGCAGAUAUAUAAUUUAAAUAUGAAAACAUGUGUGCAGAUAAUUAUUCAUUUAAGAGAUUUAAUGACAAUUUACAUACAUUUAUAGAUUAAACACGUUCUAUGAAAUCUAUACUUUUAUACAAUGUAUUUAAGUUUAUGUUCUAAUGUGCUAUCUAGAUUUUGAAAACAUGUGAUAAAUUAAUAAUUUAUUUUUUCAUAUCCUUCUUUCAAGGUAGUAGAUCUUUACCCUGUGAAACAACUGUCUGACCCUUAUUAGAUGAUUAUCAAAAUUGAAAAGGCUUUUGUGAAGAUGAGCUUAUUCAUCAUAUAAACACCCCAAAAACUAAUUAUUAUCUUGUCGUUUCAGGUCUAAAGGUACGAAUGUGCAUUUGAGUAUCACUUCUCAACAAAACCAAGUAUGCACUCAUCAAAAAAUCAUACGACAUAUGAAUAUGUGACUUAAUCAUCUCAAAUUUAGCAUGAUACUCCAAUAUUCCUUAUGUCUCUUUUAACUCUUUUAACUCUGUAAUCAGAUUAUCAAGAAUUUCAUCGGAUCUGCUCUAAUCAACCGUUUAUAUAUGUUCUCCAACUACACAUCUCUUUGUUCAUCAUCAUGUAUCACAUAUUGAUGCCAAGUAACUCCAUCUAAAUGUAAGGAUGUGAUUCCUACCUCAAAUUCUUCUCAAGUAUUAUCAAUCACAAAAAUGUUAGCUUUGUUUACCAUUUCUCACUAUCAAAUCUCAGAAAGUCAAUUUUUGUUAAUUGUGUUAACUUGUAUAGUGAUUAGGCAUUAUUCCUUGAAAAUACUUAUGAAGAAUAUGUUCACUUUGGAUAUUCGGCAUCGCUGAUAUUGCCGACAAUUAUUCUGAUCCUUAGUGUUAGAUGAAUUCCUCACACUAUGUGACAUCAUCUUGAUCGCUUCAACCAUAUCAUCAAUUCUCGAGCAAUUUAAUAGUUAUGUGAUGCUAUUGUACUCUCCAGUGACAGAGCUUGAUCCAUAAUUUGAUUGAAUCAAUGCACCAUUGCUUUCUCUGCUUUGCAUCACUGUUUUCUCAAAAGAGCUUGUGCUUGUGUUUCUACCAUGGAAUUCCCCAAGAUCGUUGCCUCUAAUACAGUGACAGAGGUAAACACAGUCUCCAUAUAUGAAGAUCAAAUUUCCGUUCGUAAAACAACAGCCCGUAGCUCAAACAUAAAAGGUUACAAAUUAAGAAGAGCCUUUAAACGAAAUGAAACGAAGUACGGAUUGUAUUAGAUUUCAAGAGAAGAAUUACGAUGAAUAUUUCUGAUUGAAUCUAUGUACAAAAAUGAAUCUACUAUUUAUCUUCUUUGAACGAGUUGUAGUCAUUCAAUUAUGUUAUUGCCACAUUUCGACCAAAUGUUGGUUGCUCCCAACUGCCUCAACCGGCAAACGGCCAAUACCAACAAAACCACUCAACUUACUUCUUUUUAUUUACUCUAUCAAAUUACCAUACUUAAGAAGACUCACAAGAGUUGAAAAAAUGAUAUUGUAUGCCUAAUUGAUAAAAUGUACAUGUGUAUUUUAUUUGAAUCAGUUACAGUAACGUUUUGAAAUUUUUUUGAUUGAUCUCUUAUCUCUCCCUUAUGUAACUUCAGUUAACCUUCUUUGUAGUAAUAACUCAUAAUCUUAUGGAGAACUCAACAUGGCUUAUACCUUCGUCUGUUUUGCACCAAAUAUUUGAUCAUGAGUUAGCAGCUCUGUUCAAGUAAGCUCCACAACUCUAUCUUUGUAAUAAGGUAACAUAUGUUCUUUUGCCCACGUCAAGACAAAGAUUGGUUGAAGUUCUAUUAUAGUUCUGAAGAAUGUUCUUUGGCUGCUUUAAUACACAUAAUCUGUAAUCAAAGACCCUGAACACAUCACUCAAACUGGAAACGGUUAAACUUUUUUUGUAGUCUAUUUUGCACCUAAUACAUGAUCAUCAGUUAGCAGCUAUGUUCAAGUUAGCUCCACAACUCUAUCUUUGUCAUAAGUGACCAUGUGUUCUCUUUCCCACGUAACGUUUAAGUUUGGUUACAGCUCUAAGAAAUGUUCUCUGGCUCCUUUGAAAACGUAGAAUAUGUAACGAAAGACCCUGAACACAUCACUCAAUCCGCAAACGGUCAUUUCCAUUUGUGGUUUUCAAUUGGAACUAUUUCUUUGGCAAUUACAUUUUUUGCAAAUGUUUACAAAUUUACAACCAUGCACUUGAACUAAAAUUAGAUUUUCAUCUUCAUUUGAAAACACGAGAUUAUGUAAAUUAUAACUACAUUCAUAAUUUAUAUACUUUAAGUUUUUUAUAAUUUUAUUUAAAUUUGUGCAUUUUUCUAUUAAUUUGUUUUUAACAAGUUUAAGCUUUAAAUUUUAAGAAAAUUAUAAUUACUACUCUAUGUGGAUUUUAUUAAUUUAAAUAUAUGAAAUUAUAUGAAAAUAAUUUAUGAGAAAUGUUAAUUUUUAGUUUUAUUACAUGUGUAUAAAUUUAGAUUUCAAUUUUUGAAAUAAACCAAAAUCGUUAAUUUGAGAUGUUAAUAUAUUAAAUGUUUUAGAUUUGAUGAAGAGUAAUUUUUAAUAUAAAAUGCAAAAAUAUUUGUAAUUAUUAUAUUAGCUAACCCAUAUUAUUACACAAUAUCAUAAUUUAAAAAUAUUUUGCUUUUAUAAAGUAGUCAUUAGAAGUUUAAUAUGUAUUGCGUUAAUUUAUAAUAUUUCUGUUUUACGGAAUAACAUAUGUUCAAAAAAAAUUUAUUUAUGUAUUUAAUAUUUUAUAGUCUAAUUAAAAUUUUAUAUAAAUAGAAACUAUAUAAUAAUCAAAAAUAUUUUAAAAAAUGAAUAAUAAUUUGUUUCUUAGUGUGUCGGGCAUUUGUUUGAAAGAGAAAUGUACCUCUUUUAAUGUCUUACAUUCGUCAAUAUUUGUUUCUAUUAAUAUAAAUGAGUAAAUGUAUUUGCUAAAAUCGUCUUGUAUUUGAUUAAUGUAUUGUAUAAUUGAUGAAAUGACCCGUAAAAAUCUAUAAUUGUAAAAAUAUCAACCUUAAUCCGUUUCAAUAUACUAUAAAAUAAUAUAAAUAAAAGUUAAAUCUUUAAUGUUUCAUUUUUAUUAAGUGAAUAUAUAUUUAUCUAAUUUUCAAUAUCUAAUUUCUUUAAAAAAUAUU
Messenger RNA from Brassica napus (rape), 7689 nucleotides. RefSeq lists its product as uncharacterized. The record is from RefSeq and is a predicted model, not a curated record. The transcript has a single exon. NCBI's taxonomy places the organism in Eukaryota, Viridiplantae, Streptophyta, Magnoliopsida, Brassicales, Brassicaceae. The coding region runs from base 965 to 1414 and encodes 149 amino acids.